Myodes glareolus (Bank vole) is the source of this 1449-nucleotide messenger RNA. RefSeq names its product out at first homolog (gene Oaf). Lineage: Eukaryota; Metazoa; Chordata; Mammalia; Rodentia; Cricetidae. The record is from RefSeq and is a predicted model, not a curated record.
UCGCCGCUGCUGCUUGGGGCACCGCGCGGCGUGGACGCGGGGAGCGUGCCGGCGGAGCUGCGGGUCCGUGUGAGGCUGCCCGACGGCCAGGUGACUGAGGAGAGCCUGCAAGCGGACAGCGACGCCGACAGCAUCAGCCUCGAGCUGCGCAAACCCGACGGCACUCUCAUCUCCUUCACUGCGGAUUUCAAGAAGGAUGUGAAGAUCUUCCGAGCCCUGAUCUUGGGGGAGCUGGAGAAGGGGCAGAAUCAGUUCCAGGCUCUCUGCUUUGUCACCCGGCUGCAGCACAAUGAGAUCAUCCCCAGUGAGGCUAUGGCCAAGCUCCGGCAGAAAAACCCCCGUGCGGUGCGGCAGGCUGAAGAAGUGCGGAGUCUGGAGCAGCUACACAUGGACGUCGCCGUGAACUUCAGCCAGGCGGGCCUGCUGAGCCCCCAUCUCCACAACGUGUGUGCCGAGGCCACUGACGCCAUCUACACGCGCCAGGAGGAUGUCCGCUUCUGGACGGAGCAGCGAGGUGUGGACGGUUCAAUAUUCGAGGCCCUCCCCAAGGAGCAGAUGGAGUUGCCCCGCUGUGGGCAAGUGAGGGACCGAGGAAAGCCCUGUGCCUGCCGCUACAGUCUGAGCCUGGCCUGGUACCCUUGCAUGCUCAAGUAUUGCCACAGCCGUGACCGGCCAGCACCCUACAAGUGCGGCAUCCGAAGCUGCAGGAAAAACUACAGUUUUGACUUCUAUGUACCCCAGAGGCAGUUGUGCCUCUGGGAUGAGGACCCCUAACUGUGGGGAGCUUGAACCAAGGAGAGCUGCUUGGGCCCCGCAAGUUCUUCACUGGCCACCAGAGGAUGUGGCAACCCUAUCUGGGGCCUUAGGUCCCUUCCUGUGCCUCAGACGCUGAAACCAUGGCCUCAUUUGCCUGACUGUGAAAGGGUGUCGCCCAACAGGGACAACCUUGGGCAGCCCUGAUGCCUAUCUGUGCCCAUCUGGGGGACAGAGAGGGAUAAACCAUUCUGCAGACUGGUAUCCUCCCCUCUUCAUGUCCCCUGAAAUGUCCCACAUACAUGCAAUCAAAAUGCACGGGCCCAGGUUUCUUCUGUGGAACUUGUUCUGGGGGUGUAUGUGUGACAUCAUGCCUUCCCCACCAGCAAGGAGACCUUUGACCAGAGAGGAACUUCUGCGGACUCAUGUCCCAACUCCCAUGCUUUCUCUCUGCCUCCGAGGCACCGGGGAGCAGGAGACUGCUGCCCCAGAAAUCGCCACAUGUGCCUUUCCUGGGACCAAACUUGGCUGCUUCAGCAAGCACCAAUUCUUCCUCCCGUUGGACUGAAGUACUUUGGCAAGGUUCUAGGGCAUGAAGGGAGCAUGAAGUACAAGGAAAACUUGAAUUCCAGAUUUUUAAUGCAAAAUAUUUAUCGUUUGUACCAGAAAUAAAAGUUUUUAAAAAGGUUUCCCUCA